UCGAUGUGCUCAUUAUUGUCGAGGCUCUAACAGUUAGCUGGCCUCGUAACUACGUGGUGAGAAUCACGCGGUGUCAUUUUUCACAAAUUAAGAAGAAAAAGGUGUCUGCGAGAAGAUAGGAUUGUAACCAAACACAAGUCGGUUGCUACAUUUAGAUUUAACGUAUUUUAAGUUAUACUAGCUAGCUAGCUAGCUAGCAAAUCAUUUCAUAGAGCCUGAGACGCAGGUAGCAUGUGUGAACUGGCUGCUCAUGUCACCAGCAGCUUGCUGCCCUUUCCAGAGGUGACUAUGGAUGCACUCGGAGAGGAUGAGAUCAGGCUUGACUCUGUCCUUCAUGGGAAAUUUGCCACUGGGAAGAGCGGGCUAGCCUGGCUGGCCUGCGGGCCCCAUCUGGAAGUGAUCCAGGCGACCACAGGGGAACGGUUCUCAGCUUAUCGCUUCAGUGGUGUGAAUGAGAAUGCACCAAAUGUGCUGGCCGUGCAUGACUUCUACUGGCUGAAGAGGUUGGGCCUGUUGGUUGCGUUGGAGGAAUCGGCGGGCAGCAUCCUCUGCCUGUAUGAUCUGUCCAUCUCCCGCGUUGUCAAGGCUGUGGUCAUCCCAGGAAGGAUCACUGCCAUCGAACCACUGGUGAGCUAUGGGGGAGCCAGCACCAGCACCCAGCACCUGCACCAGAGUCUGCGCUGGUUCUUUGGCGUGGUGGCAGUGAUCACAGACGUGGGCCAUGUCCUUUUGGUGGAUCUCUGCCUGGAUGACCCGUCCUGCAGCCAAAGCGAGCUUGAAGCCUCAGACUUGGAAGUGGUAAACAAGUCCCCUGCAGAGAUCCCCCACAUUCGGGAGAGGGUAACACAGCAGGGGCGGCAUCUCUGCCUUCAGCUGUGCAGCCCCACAGGCACGAGUGCCACUGCCCUACAGUAUGUCACCCGCACAAACCAGCUGGCGGUGGGCUUCUCCAAUGGCUACCUACAGCUCUGGAACAUGAAGACGCUGAAAAAAGAGUACCAUUCCCAACUGGAGGGGGGCAAGGUGCCUGUGUAUGCCUUCACCUUUCAAGAACCUGAGAAUGACCCUCGUAACUGCUGCUACCUGUGGGCCGUGCAGUCAACCCAGGAUCAUGAGGCGGAUGUUGUCAGUCUCCACCUGCUUCAAUUGGCCUUCGGAGAGAGGAAGUGUCUAGCCCUGGGAAAGAUACUUUACGAGGGUCUGGAAUACUGUGAGGAACGCUACAGCCAGGACCUGAAUGUCACCACCUUCCCCUCCAGGGCUCAGGCCACCCACACACGCCUACUGGACUGUCAAACCAUUGAGAAGUUCCGGCACCACCCUGAUCGUGAUGAUAGCAUGAAUGAAGGUGCUUCUCCUGACACCAGUGUGUCAAUAUUCAGCUGGCAAGUGAAGUCAUAUGGGCAGGGCAGGCCCACAACAUAUGUUGGGCUUUUUGACAUCAAUAGAUGGUACCAUGCCCAAAUGCCAGACUCUCUGAGAGCCGGCGAGUCUCUGCAUAACUGUCCAUACAUGGCUGUCUGGUCUUUGGAUGCUGUGGUGGAGUUGACCUCGCCCUGCUCCCUGCUGGAUAUUGCAGUGCACGAGCGUACCCUGAGCAGGGGUCUGCCAUACACGUGCCCUCUUCCUGAACAAUUCUUCAACCCCACCACCUACAACUUUGAUGCAACGUGUUUGCUGAACUCUGGAAUCAUUCACGUGACAUGUUCCGGAUAUCAGAAGGAGACAUUGAGGUUCUUGAAGAAGUCUGCACCCAGCCUGAGCCAGACCAUCCCAGAUGGCUACUCUCGCUGCUUGAUGUCAGGCCUCUUUUCCCCCCAUCUGGUGGAUGUGCAGCCUAAUGUACUCUCGCAGGAGGAGCAGCUUGAUGCUAUUCUGUCCACUGCUGUGGAAACCAGCUCUCUGGGGCUCAUCACUGGCUGCAUCAAGCAGUGGCUGUCCGAAGAGCAACCAGGAUCAGCUGUGAACCUGCGCUACAUUUUAGAGUGGGCCUGGAAUAAGGUGGUGCUUGCUAAGGAACAGCUUGAUGGCAUUUGUGCCCCCCUGUUUGACUGCUCCUCCAACUUCACAGACCCUCAAACCCUCCAGCUACUGCAGCACAGCCAACGCCUGCUGGGUAACCUCAGUGCCAUCUUCCACUGCCUACUGAAUGAGGCUCAUCAACUCACACAGAAAGGAUUGGUGGGUUUAAUCAACAAGAAUGUGGUGUCCAGCCUGAUCUCUCAGUAUGCCCAGGUUGUGCUGUGGUUCUGCCGGACUGGCCUUCUGCCCGAAGGGUCAGAUGAUGACGUACUGCAGAUAUCAAGGCCUUUCUACAAUUACCCAGUGAUUAAAAACUACUACACUGGUCGACGUGAGGAAUUGCAACGCCUCUCUAGGGGGAAGUGGUGUUCAGACUGCCUCAUUAUUGAUGGUCUGGUGGGCCAGUAUGCAGGCUGCCUUGGAGACUUGUGGAAACGGGACGAAGGAGGGACUGGGCAGUACCCACCCCCAACACUGCAUGCUUUGCUGGAUAUGCAUCUACUGGAAAAUAUGGAACAGUCUGCCAAACAUGCUGUUGUUAUAUAUUUGUUGCUGGAUGUGAUGUACUCUUUACCCAAUAAGAGUGGCACGUCGAUUGAGUCUUUUCCCACAGCGUUUGCCAUCCCCAUUGGCUUGGUGAAGCUGGUACAGGGUUUGUGGCUGCUGGAUCACCAUGACCAUGAGAACUCUGUGGAGCUCCUUCUACAUCCAGCAACCAGUCGCUCCCUGUGGGCAUGGCAGCAUGGGCGUGUCCUACAGGCACUGAUGUGCCAGGGGCAGCAUGCCAUUGCCUUACGCUACUUGCACGCCAUGAGCCCUCGUAUUUCCUCUACCUGCCCAGUAUUGCUCUGCCUUUCGGUCCUGCUCCACAACAGGUGCAUAGUUGAGGCCUGGACUCUGCUCAGGCAACAUUCUAACAAGCUGAACAUGGAAGAGCUGUUGACGUUCCUGUAUGAGACUUGCCUGGAACUUGGCCUGAUGGAGGAGGUGCUCAAACUGCCCCUUGGGCUUGCUGAACAGGACUGUCUGGAGAGGUUUCUGCAAGGCAGUGGGGGGCUCCAAAACCGAGAGCUACUCAUGGUGCACUACCUUCAGCAGGCCAACUAUGUUCCAGCACUACAGCUCAACCAAUCCCUGAAGAAGAACCUGAAUGAUCCCAAGUAUAAGGAGAGGUCUAACACAAGGAACUCCAUUCUGGACCAGUAUGGCAAGGUCCUUCCCAGAGUGCAGCGAAAACUUGCGACAGAGCGUGUAAAACCAUACCACCACUCCUCUAACAUACACAAAGAAGUUUCUAGACCGCAGCCCUUGUCAACAUUGCCCAAGCGGUCAGCGGCGGAUGUGCUCACCAGGGCAAGCUUCCUCAGCAAUGUUCUCACCAAGAUUGGGGAGGUGUGGGAGGUCAAAGACAGCAAGCCUGAGUCUUCUCCACUGAAAAGCCCCAGAGCAUCCGGACUGCUCAUGACGAGUUCACGCCACUCCUCUACAGAUCUGGCUGAGGCCUUUGUAGGCACUCCCGUCAAAAUGACCUCAAAAAGGAUGACAAGGAUUCUUAAUCUGAUUGUGUGGCCAUCUGCCCAGACCAGCCCUGAGGGCCUUGGUUUAAUGGAGACCCUGCCCCCCCAGGUCAUCAAACAGGGCAUGCCCAGCCCUCUUCCCGCCUCCUCCCAGAACCUCCGAGGCACCACUGAACUCAGCCUGCUGCAGACCCCACAAGUUGUGAAGAGAGCACGGGCUCUGGCUGCCACAGGUCCCGUAUUCCCAGGCUUCACCCCACAAUCUAUCCUUCGGAGCAGCCUGCGCCCCACUCCAGUGGGCUCCCCCUCGGCUUCCCCUGGCCGGUCUACCACCCCACCCCCCCGCCCCAAAGAGAGCCGCAUCACCUUCGAGGAAAGCAAGCGUACUGACCUCUGGACAAAUGUGAUUCCUGCAGCGAAUGAAAUCUGCACCUCUCUUCUCCCAAACCCUGGAGUGGAAGGCUGGAAUGGGCAGCCUCCAGAGGAGGAAGUGGAAGAAGAGUACUGUUUUACAUUUGUUCCACAUGCCCAGUUGGAAGAGGACCGUGAGAGAGAAGUGGGUGAAGUAAGCAAUGCUUCCACCCAUUAUAUAGACACUAGGAUGGAGUUGCAUGAGGCCCCCACACCUGAGGACCCAGAGGAUAUGCAACAAGUGAUGGAGGAGGAAGUGGAUGUAAAUGUAAGAGGUGUGGUCCCAGAGAUCUUCCCCUUGCUCCCCACAUGCACAGAGGAACUUGAUGAAACUCCUGGAGAACAAGAAGAGCUAGAGCCUAACUUGGAGCAGGUAGAAGUGGAGUUUAACCCGGCACUGGAAGUUGCGGUGCCUAACCUGGGGAUAGAAGUGACUGGGCUAAAUAUGGGGCAAGGAGCAAGGGAGCCUCAUCCUGAACAGUGUGUGGUGGAGCCUGGUCCUGAACAGUGUGUGGUGGAGCCUGGUCCUGAACAGGGUGUGGUGGAGCCUGGUCCUGAACAGGGUAUGGUGGAGCCUGGUCCUGAACAGGGUGUGGUGGAGCCUGGUCCUGAACAGGGUGUGGUGGAGCAUGAUCCUGAACAGGGUGUGGUGGAGCCUGGUGCUGAACAGGGUGUGGUAGAGCAGAUUCCAGAAAAGGAAGAAGCGCAAUCUAUGCUGGAGCAGGCGACUGCACCACAGACUUCCAAGCAAGGGAAGAGUCCUGAGCAGGAAGAGGUGGAGCAAAGCUUACAGCAGGAAGAGAUGGGGAAGUGCCCAGAACAUGGACAAAUGGAGCCCACAGGAUUGGAUGAGUUUGUGGAGCGCCAUUUAUUUGGCAACGAUCUUUCUCCCCCACUGACCCGUUCCAGCAUAAGGCAGGCAUCGCAGGGUUGGGCUGCCUCCUCCUAUAGUGAGUGUUUGUUUGAUGCUGGAAAAGAGGCACCUGUGGCAGUUGGCUCCGCCUCCCCAACACUGAUGACGAAGAAGUCCUCGGUGUCCUCUAGUGCGGACAUCACUGCCGAUUCACACUCUGUUGUAAGCCUAAACGACAGUGAGGAGCUGUCCAGGGCCAGCUCUGAGGAAGAAGACUCUGGAAGUGAUGUGGAGAUCAUUGAGCAGUUGGAGGGCAAAGAAUGCCAGCAGCUACCCCAAGAUGCCAGCUUAUUCCAACAAGAGCCCCCUCUUGGCUCGUGGUAUCUCGAGGAGCAAGCUACUGCCAUGCCCUCAGUGGUGACACCUGAUGUACAGCUGGAGACUGUGGAAGCAGAAGGGGAAGAGGAGGAGGUGGACAUGACUGAUCUGGAGGCAGAAGGCAGCAUGGAGCUGAUGUGUUACACUGAGUUGAGGCCCUCAGACACACUGCUGGUCCCCCUUGUCCCAGAUGACGAGCAGCACCUAGAUCUGCAGAAGUUGGAGGAUGCCAGAGAGCCUGAAAUACCAUACACUAAUGGCCCUGAUGGCUUCACCCUGGAGGUUGAGUCUCUGGAGAACGGGCUCACUGGGUCAAUCGAGGGCUCUAGCGACCCACUGCUGAUCGUACAACUCCCCCAGCUGCAGGGAACCCGGCUGCAGCAGCAGGUCCACGGUCAGGAUCUCAUCUGCUUGGACACGGUCAAUGCAGACAUGUCAUCACUCCCUGCCCGGACAUAUGGUCUUAUGACCCAAACAUCUGAAGAAUCAGCCUUCAUAGAACAGGAGGGUAGAGAGCUGCUGCAUAGUGUGGUCUCUGCUCAUCAGGAGACUGUUAUUUGUGACACCCAGUUGGUAGAAGAGAGGUCGAUGUUGAUUGAGAGCCAAGGCCCCGGUAUAGCUACAAAGGAAUCAAAAGCAAGCAGCAGUGAAGAUGAGCUUGAGGAAGAAAGAAUGAAAGAGGAGUCAUUCCUUGAAGAGGAAACUGCUUGUCUCGUUAGUGCGGUUGAGCCAGGUUCUUCUGGGCAGGAUUCAAUGGUAAAAUUUACAGAACUUGGCCCUGUCAUGGUGGAACUUGCCACUGUAUUUGAACAAGCUGGUCGUAACAUUGUUGAGGAGGUGCAACCUAGUGUUUUGGUUGAAGAGGCAGUGUCUAGAGCUGUGCCUAAAGAGGCAUUGACUGGUGCUAUAAUUGCAGAGGCAGUGACUGGUGCCAUUAGUGGAAAGAUAGUGACUGCAGCUGUUGGUGAGGAGAUGGUGACUGAUGCAGUGGUUGAAGAGGCAGUGACUGCAGUUGUGGUUGAAGAGGCAGUGACUGGUGCUAUAGGUGAACAGAUUACGACUGCAGCUGUUGGUCAGGAGAUGGUGACUGGUGCAGUGGUUGACCAGAUGGUGACUAGUUCUGUGGUUGAAGAGACAGUGACCUCAGCAGUGGUGGAAGGGGCAGUGACUGAUGCUGCACUUGAGGAGGCAGUGACUGAUGCUACAGUUGAGGAGGCAUUGACUGAUGCUGCAGUUGAGGGGGCAGUGACUGAUGCUACAGUUGAGGAGGCAGUGACUGAUGCUACAGUUGAAGGGGCAGUGACUGGUGCUGCAGUUGAGGGGGCAGUGACUGAUGCUACAGUUGAGGAGGCAGUGACUGAUGCUACAGUUGAAGGGGCAGUGACUGGUGCUGCAGUUGAGGGGGCAGUGACUGGUGCUGCAGUUGAGGGGGCAGUGACUGAUGCUGCAGUUGCAGUGGCAGUGACUGAUGCUGCAGUUGAAGUGGCAGUGACUGAUGCUGCAGUUGAAGGGGCAGUGACUGAUGCUGCAGUUGAGGGGGCAGUGACUGAUGCUGCAGUUGAGGGGGCAUUGAAUGAUGCUGCAGUUGAGGAGGCAGUGACUGAUGCUGCAGUUGAAGGGGCAGUGACUGAUGCUGCAGUUGAGGGGGCAGUGACUGAUGCUGCAGUUGAGGGGGCAGUGACUGAUGCUGCAGUUGAGGAGGCAGUGACUGAUGCUGCAGUUGAGGAGGCAUUGACUGGAACUGUGAUGAAAGUGGCAGUGACGGAUGCAGUGGAUCAAGAGGCAGUGAAUACAGCUGUGGUUGGAGAGGCAGUGACUGGUGCUGUGGUUGAACAGGUGGAGCCUGGUGCUGUGACUGAAGAGAUAAAGCCUGUUGUUAUAGUGAAAAAUGCAGCUCCUGCAACUGAAGUUCAGGAAAUGGAAACCGUUACUCUGCAUUCAGAGCCACAAUUAGGGGUGGAUGUUUCUCAGCAAAUGGUGAUACAAUGCAUGGAAGAGGCUGAGCUCCAUGACACAUCAGUGGAGGCGAGUUAUAGUGCAGGAUCAAAAAUCAGAUGUGCUGCUGCUGAAACACGCAGGAUGACCAGGCAGAGGAAAGUGAUCACAUUUCCUUCACCUAUAGACGAAGCCCAAAGCAACAUGCAAACAAAAGAGGAGAAGCUUCAGCAUGAUGUAGACUCCAAUUUGCCAUUCACGCCAACAAGGAUUACCAGGCACACAAAGCAUGAGCGGGACUCUCAAAUCCUUCUCAGACCCAGGAGGAAUACGAUGAUAGCCGUUGAGAAAGUGCCCCAGAAAGAGGAUAAAGCCAUGGUAAGCAACACCAUUAUCAACUCUGAACCAAAGUCCUCCAAGAAGCAGACCCCGCAAAACACUCUUCCAAGGCCGGGAACCCAGAAAACCAGAAAUUCUCACCAGAACACUGAAGACAUCCAAGACACAGAGGAUUCAACUGAGAUUGAUCUCCUGGCAUUGCCCAUGACCCGCUCAAGAAAAGCAAGAAAAAUAAGUGCAAGUAUCAUGGAGGUUCCAGGAAGUGAGACUCCAUCACUCCUGGAGGCGAAAGAAGAGGCACUCCACAGACCUGGCAUGAUGACAAGAAAGUCAUCCCGUGGCCUCUUCCUUGCCCUGGAGACAACCCAGGAGCAGAUCGUGGGAUUGGAGUGGAAAGGUGCAACACCCAAAAAGAACCGGAGGACUGUGAGCAGGAGCAGAGCAGUUGAACAGGACAAACACUCUUCAGCCACGGCCAAAGGCCUGCCAUCACCCAACUUUUCUCGGCGUACAACUAGGAAUAGCCUGAGCAGCCACCUGGCAGUUUCUAAGGGGGAGAAAAAAGCAGAGCACCUUGUAUUAGACACAUCCCUGGGUGUGGAGCCAGGGGCGGCGGUGGCCAAUGCCCCAAUUGGGGGGCUCAAGGACAAGGGGCUUCAGGAAUCAGGAGGCAUGGCAACAAGCAAUAGCAAGACCACACCCACCCGUGCUAGAAGGAAGGGCACGAGGGCACGCUCACCUCCCCUGGCAAUAAUAGAGGCUCCAAAUGGUACAGAGGAACUGUUGUUGGACAGAGGCCUAGUGGCUGACAUGAAGAAUCAAACCCAGUCCCAGGUACAGAUAGCCAGCGGACACACAUUGGGGAGCAAGGCUUCAGAGACCGACUCAUCCCCACUGAGAGACUCCUUACUGUCCUCACUACGUCAAACUAGGAGGAAAACCAAAGGAAAGAGAGCGGACUCUCCCCCUCAAAAUGACAUCUCUCAGGUUGCAUUCCGUGUUCCCACGACACGGACCCGACAGCCAGCUGCUUCCACCUUGUCCCACACUGUGAACAAUGAGGAAACUGGAAUGACGGCUGCAGCUGUUCAACUGCAGACUGAAACUGCCAAACCCAGAAAGAAACAUUCUACCAGGAGGAAUGUUGAAGCUGGGAGCCCACCAACCAUGAAAAUAAAGCUGAUCUCCCCCAUGGCCAGCCCAACAGAGCUAGCCCCAGGAGUAGAGAGGGAGGAGAAGGGGGAGGCCCCACUGCAGAGGAGGAACCUCCGCAGGAAACGACUGCUGGAGACCAUCUUCCCAAAACCUGUCACAAGGAGGAAGAUGUUAUAAUGGUGCCAUUGCAUACCACAAAAUGCUUUAUAUUUGUGGGAUGGGGGCUCCAAGUCUCUACACUCCCAAAAGCUGUCAAAUGAGGCCUCUUUUUCUCAAGUUUGUUGCCAGCUGUUUUCUAUUUAACUUUAACAAAUUGAAUGAUUUUUAAAUUGCUAAACAAAGCUACAUUUUGGUGAAAUUAUUUUAAUGAAUGCUUACAGAAAAAAUCUGGACAAUGGGAGGGCGAAGAAGGGACUUGUUCCUGAGCAGAGUUUAUUUUAUUUUCUGAAACUAAAAACUUUUUUAUAAAAUCGCAUAGUCUUUUAGACAAUGUUUGAAUAAAGUUGUACACUUGUGAAUGUUU
This is a messenger RNA of Conger conger (European conger), 9133 nucleotides long. It is a transcript of the gene ahctf1, whose product is annotated as AT hook containing transcription factor 1. Lineage: Eukaryota; Metazoa; Chordata; Actinopteri; Anguilliformes; Congridae. The transcript has 36 exons. The record is from RefSeq and is a predicted model, not a curated record. Bases 232 to 8787 code for a protein of 2851 amino acids.